Molecule: messenger RNA, 1239 nt
Organism: Penicillium brevicompactum
Lineage: Eukaryota; Fungi; Ascomycota; Eurotiomycetes; Eurotiales; Aspergillaceae
Exons: 3
Biological process (GO): regulation of DNA-templated transcription
Molecular function (GO): sequence-specific DNA binding; DNA-binding transcription factor activity
Source: RefSeq, a predicted model, not a curated record
UGUGGUCCUGACAUAAUGACCACGCCUUCCAACGAAGAUUCCGGCGAUGGAAUAUGCCAAACUGUGGAGAACAUAGCAAACAACUUUAUUUCUCAACAUCAUGAUAACAGUCUAAGCCCUCUCAGGCUUGCCAAUAUCUCCAUUUCCGAGUUUUCGACCGAAUUGUCGAACCAUUUGUCAGUAUUAAACGAAGGUGGCAGUAUUGCCUUUGGCCGUGGAGAGGAUUUGACUAGCAAGAGCCUGAGCAAGAGCCUAGAGAGCCUUUUCUCUACUGCCACACCGCCCGUGAGGGAAGGACCACCGUUGACCUGGACGAAGCUUGUUCUGGUUGCGGGUCCCCAGUUUGAGGGCCUAGCGCAUCUUAAGAUUGGGAAUUCUAGCGUUGAGCUAUCAGAAAAUGAUCUCCAACUAUUACGAUCUGGUAGGCCAUGGCGAUUUCUCUUCCCUUGGCCAGAUAAAGACGAUUGCAAGAAGGAGCUCCAGUCAAACGACACGGUAUUGCAGGAGCUUGUUGAUGCUCGGAAAGCAAUAGGGGAAGUCUUGGAACAAAUUUCGCUUGUUGCGCGAAGUCUCCGGAACCACCGCGAUCUGAUCUCUCGACUUUCUGAAAAUAAGCAACACGCCAACCACGGGGGAGGAGCUUUAUCAUUUGACAGUGCUCAAUUUUCUGUUCCAAAUGAAAACCUUUUUAGCCCUGUUGCCUCGGCAGAAUAUGAAAGCUCGGGUUAUCGGAAUUCACCAUCCAACACUACGACUGUCCAGCAUGCUAGCAAUGCCCGGUCGGGUCAAACGGUUAAUGAAGAACUGAAUGAUCCAGCUCUACCAGAAGGUGACAGUGAGAACACUGCAAGACCAGGAUUCAGGCUACACACAUCCGACUUCAUUCAGAGCCUGAGCGACAUCCUUGAUGAUUCGACGAAUGGGGAGGCAAUGCGUUGGUCAGAAAAUGGGCAAUCUGUCUUCGUCGCCCCAGAAAGCAAAUUUCCUGCGCAUAUACUUUCAAGGUUGUCCUCUAAAAGCUACCAAUCUCUCGUUCGGCGGCUUUAUUACUUUGGAUUUCAUAAGGUCGGGGGCGCUUUCCAUCAUGAAUCCUUUAGUCGCGGUCAGCCCAGCUCCAUACGACCGACUCGGGAAAUGAGCCACAGCCCUUCACUUCCAUCGGCUUUACCCAAUAGCACUUCUCAACGUGGGCCUCGGUACAAAAUCAUCAAAAGAAGGCGGACGAGAGAAAUUGUUUGA